GUUUUCCGCUGUGGUUCUCUUCAAGAUGGCGGCCCCGCUGUCGAGCCCUUAUGGCGGCAGGACGAAAAUAAAAUAAUUCAGAACGAUAGUUAGGCGCCCAGUAGGAGACAGCCGCGGUGUAUUUAUCACUCCCAGAAGAUCCCAGUGGAGGAUGAUCAGUGCCCCGAUUCCAUAUUAAGCUGAAUGCAUUGUGAUUUCCAAUAAUUGAGACAGUGAUUCUGAAAGCUGUCUACAUUAAUGUAAAGAACAAUGUAGUCAGCUUAGCAUAUUCUCUUCUGGUACGUGGCCUAUUCAGGGAUGUGCGUCUGCAUGAAUUCUGUGUUUAAAUAAGAAGGAAGUGUCUCUAUAGGUCAGAUUUUUUUUUGAGCAUAAACUAUCACUUAGUAGUAUAUGUUUUAGUUGCUAACAACGAGGAAAUGGAGAUAGAUGAUGUUCUACCCCCUCUCCCCUUGGAGCCACCUGACGAUUUUGGCCAAGAUGAGGGCAGAGCACCUCCACCACCUCCCCUGCAAACGUCCAGUGACGCAGAGGUAAUGGACGUUAGCUCUGGUGGUGAUGGAUACACAGACACCCCAGGGGACGGGGAAGCCAAGCCACAGCAGCCCCUCAGCAAGGGCUCACUCACUUUCUGUAGCCACCUCUCAGACGAGGCCAGUCCCAAUACGCGUUGCCCACGAACCGCCCGACACGCUCCCCCGGUUACCAAGUUUCUGCCAGACCUAAAGCUGCUCAGAGAUGUUAAGAUCAGAGUGAGUUUCACUGAAAGCAGCAACAGUAAAGACCGCAAGGUUCUGUACACAGGUGAAGGUCAGGAGGGAGGAAGUGAUGAUGGCUUAGAUGGCCUGAAUGGUGAGUUGCAUGACUCAACAAGUGAUCAGGAGGUAGCUGAGGGUAGCUCUGGUGCAAGAGAUGUAGGCCAAAGGUCAGAGGAACCUGAAGCAGACCUAGAAAACAAGGUAGAGUUUGCCGUCCUAGACGAGUUGGAUGACUACUACGAGAACUUCCUGGAUGAUGACAACGGCGAGCAUGGAGGCUUUAAGUCAGAGGUUAUAGUUCAGCAGGAGCAAGAAGCAGAUGACGACACUGUGACUUACUCCUAUGAGGAGGAAUUUGACAAUGAUGUCGACGCUCUGCUGGAGGAGGGUAUGCCGGUCCCAAAAAAGAUGCGCCUGUCUGAGGACAAAUACGGUGGGGAGAGUGAUCAUCAGUCAGAUGGUGAAGGAGGUGUUCAGCCUAUGAUGACCAAAAUUAAGACUGUCCUGAAGAGUCGGGGCCGUCCACCUACUGAGCCUCUACCCGAUGGAUGGAUCAUGACAUUCCAUAACUCAGGCAUUCCGGUCUACCUGCACAGAGAAACCAGAGUGGUCACCUGGUCCAGACCCUACUUUCUUGGCACUGGAAGUAUUAGGAAACACGACCCUCCCACAAGCAGCAUCCCUUGCUUGCAUUACAAGAAAAUGAAGGAAAAGGAGCUGAACGGGGAGGCGAAACCUACUGCAGAGGACUCUCCAGUCAAGCCCACUGUGGAGGCUAAUGGUGAAGAUGGAGCAUCACAGUGUGCUGCUCCAGCAGAGGAGGAGCAUGAAGAUGUCACUCCCUCCGUUCUGACUGACGGUGGUCCAGAUGCAGAGGGUAGCACGGACAACAGCCCGCCAGUUAAAGAGCCCCAUCCUUGUGAAUUUGCCCAUGGAGCCUUGGGACAAGUCAAGGCCAAGGUGGAGGUGUGCAAGGAUGAGUCAGUUGACCUGGAAGAGUUUCGCCUGUACCUGGAAAAGUGCUUUGACUUUGAACAAGUGACCGUCAAGAAGUUCCGUACCUGGGCUGAGCGACGGCAGUUCAACAGAGACAUGAAGAGGAAGCAGGCGGAGUCGGAGAGACCGAUCCUGCCAGCCAACCAGAAACUCAUCACACUGUCCGUACAAGAUGCACCCACUAAGAAAGAAUUUGUCAUCAACCCCAAUGGAAAAUCUGAAGUUUGUAUCUUGCACGAAUAUAUGCAACGUGUCCUUAAGGUUCGACCUGUUUACAACUUUUUUGAAUGUGAGAACCCAAGUGAACCCUUUGGAGCGUCGGUCAUCAUAGACGGGGUGACUUACGGCACAGGGACUGCAAGCAGUAAAAAACUUGCCAAGAAUAAAGCUGCUCGAGCCACACUGGAAAUCCUUAUCCCUGACUUUGUGAAGCAGACCUCAGAGGAGAAGCCAAUGGAGGGUGAUGAACUGGAGUAUUUUAAUCAUAUCAAUAUAGAAGACUCGAGGGUUUAUGAGCUGACCAACAAAGCAGGACUACUUUCGCCAUAUCAGAUUCUUCAUGAGUGCCUUAAAAGAAACCAUGGAAUGGGAGACACAAGCAUUAAAUUUGAGGUGAUCCCAGGGAAAAACCAGAAGAGUGAAUAUGUGAUGACAUGUGGGAAACACACUGUGCGUGGCUGGUGCAAGAACAAGAGGGUUGGCAAGCAACUAGCGUCUCAGAAGAUCUUGCAGAUGCUUCAUCCCCACGUGAAGAACUGGGGCUCACUGCUGCGCAUGUACGGCCGAGAGAGCAAUAAGAUGGUCAAGAAGGAGAACUCCGACAAGAGCGUGAUUGAGCUGCAGCAGUACGCCAAAAAGAACAAGCCAAACCUGCACAUCUUGAACAAACUGCAAGAAGAAAUGAGGAAACUGGCCAAACACAGGGAGGAAACCAGGAAGAAGCCUAAGAUGACCAUCAUGGAGUCUGCGCAGCCAGGGAGCGAACCUCUCUGCACUGUGGACGUCUGAAGUCACUGAACCACGACACUGAAGCCCCAUCACUGUCAGACUUGUAUUACACACCAACCGUCACUCAAUUAUGCAUCACUGAGAUCUAAUGGCAAUAUAGCUCCACACAGACCCGGCUGAUGAACCGCUUGCUUCCUGCCUUCACUCACUCACUCACUCACUCACUCACACGGAUCAGCUGGUAGAUACAAGAGUAGGACUCAAUGCACUAACAGACCGUAGAGCAAAUACCAUCUACCUCUUUAGAUGCACCGUUAACUAUAGCACUAGGCAAAGAACUCAGCCCGGGUGCAGAGAAGUUAACAUGACUUGACAACACAUGAACCACAUGGAAAUCAAACUGCAUGCUUCUUUUUGACUGCAAAAACAAAAACAGAAACACACUGCUCUGUAGGUUUUGUUUUGAAGUGUCACGUGUUUUAACAGUCAGUACGGGCAUCCGUUGAUGUUCACGCUUCAAAUAUUUGAAAGGGACUAUUAAUACUUGUGUAUUUAUACCGUUCAUUUAAUUGGGAGACAACGUUACGUGUUUAUACAGUCUUUUAAAUGGUAGCUGUGGAUAUUUUGGGUGGAAUUGAAUACAAAAUAUGCUGUUUUGAAACAGUUGCUGUCUUGGUUUGCACACAUUUUAAGAAAAAAAACAAACAAAACUGUCGCUUCUCAGAGCUUCUGUCAUGCACUCGUGUCCUGUCGGAUAUUUUUGUUGACUGAUGACGCUGUUGGUACAGACAUAACUGAUGUCGGAUUGUUUGGGGGAUGAUGAUUGCUUGUAUCUGUUGCCUUUUCUUCUUACUUUGUUUCACUUUGGCAACCACAAACUGACGUCCUGCCCCUCAUGCUGACGCUGCAGAGCACAGAGCCACAGAGUAUUGUAAGCGUAGAAGAUGGAUUUUUCUUUGAUGCGCUUAGGUCAGCCUUCCAGUCUCGUACUAAAACCACGCAAACAGUUUCACCUCUUAAAAAGAAAAACACUUGGCUACACGUCGCCGCCUUAGUUAAUCCAUUUCAUGAAGGGCUCAGAGUUUAUACAUCGGACCUAAAACGCCCUUCAACAGGGAGGGGAAAGACCAAGCCCCCUUUUUUUUCUUUCUUUGAAGCAUUUAUUGUUUAGCCAGUAAAACGGAACAAUUGGGGGGGAAACUUGCAGAUGGACUGUGUGCGUUUUCUGUGUCCGUUUAUUUCACAAGCCUUGCAAGAUGUAAUUGGCACACUGACGUGACGGAAAUGUGACGAAGUCGUCGAGUCCAACACAAGCUGGUGAAACUCUGUAUACCAAAGCUUACAUGCAGUCUUAUGCAUUUUAUAGACUACACUUAACCUCGCUGCACAACUGUACAGUAGACACAUUUCUAAUACAGGACGACGACGAAGAUGCAUAAACGCUGGCACAAAAUGGAAACUGCUGUGCAAAUGUCCGCUUUUGAUUUUCUACACAACAUACUAGGACACAUGAGUUUAAGACGAGGCUGUCGCGAUGUAUUGUAGCUUGCUUUAAGAAUGUGCUUCCCCCGCCGCGUGUGUAGUCUCGCUAAGUACGUGUAUGUCGGCGUGAGAAGUCGGAGAGUAAAAUACUGCUUUUAUGUGUUGCUGUUGAGUCGUACCAAUGAAAUGUUUUUGAGAUGUUGCCUAGAAAAUGAAGUAUGUAUUGCAACCUGAGCUCCAUGACUACAGUGAUAUUUGUUAUGCAAAAAUAAAAGAUCUUGACUAAUGA
This is a messenger RNA of Solea solea (common sole), 4470 nucleotides long. RefSeq names its product DGCR8 microprocessor complex subunit (gene dgcr8). Lineage: Eukaryota; Metazoa; Chordata; Actinopteri; Pleuronectiformes; Soleidae. Gene Ontology annotation, molecular function: heme binding; double-stranded RNA binding; primary miRNA binding. Gene Ontology annotation, cellular component: microprocessor complex. The transcript is spliced from 14 exons. Gene Ontology annotation, biological process: primary miRNA processing. The coding region runs from base 417 to 2759 and encodes 780 amino acids. The record is from RefSeq and is a predicted model, not a curated record.